ACCGUGCCCGCCAGCCACCGGUAAACGAACUCGUGUGUUGUCGAUCAUGAAACAUACGCGUCUCGCUCUCUACCGGUGUAAUUCUGUACCGAGUGUUAAUACAAACAAAGAACGUGUCCAAAGCACGUCCAAGGUGUACGGACUGGAAAAUGUAAAAAAAAAAAAAACAUAUCACCGAAGGGUGUUGUUUACCGUUUAGCAGCUAUCGUAUUUUUCCUUUAGGCCGGGCGUAUGUUGGCAAAGUUUAAUUACUGAUUUUCUCCUGUUCGUUUGUUCCGGUCUGAACCGCGAGUGUCGUGUAACUGUACAGUCGUUCUAUAAUCGAAUAUAUUUGCGGCCUAUUGUGCUACGAGUGCAUACCACCGGGUUACCGUGCGUAAAAUGUCACACGGCUCUGCGAUUUUACGAUCCGACUAAGCGCAUCAGCCAUUUUGUUUGUGUUAACAUCGUUUUUGGCCGCCGAGUCCGACGAGGAACCUUGCAAAUUAUUCUUUGCCCCGAAACAAUCUUGAUGUACCAUACCAGAAACACAAUCCUCUACGUCGGGAUUACAUAACAUUUAGUGAGUACACCGUAAUAAUGUGUCCAUCUCAAUAUUGCGUACAUACUCGUUUGUCGCGCGCAUUUUAUUCGGCUGGACAGUGGUACUCUUAAUUCUGCAUCGUUAUAGUCAACAAUAUUUGUUAACUACUGAAUCGUUGUCAAAGGCAUUUCCAUUGACCAAGACAAUGCCCGCUUAGAAACUGGCUUGCAUUUUGUUUGCCCUUGUCGGACAGCAUUCCCCUACCGAAUAGUCAUGAUCAUCCCUUUGCCAUUUCCCUAUUUUAUUUUUUCCUAGUUUAAAAUAAAGGGCUAAAGUGAUUUUUGCUCUUGAAUUAAUAAUAGAUUUAGAAAAAUAUUGACCUAAGUAAAGGUAGAAUACAUAUUAUUGACUAUAUUAAAGUACAAGUUAUGAUAUUUUUUUUUAAAAUUUGGCUUCUCUGAUAAAAUGAUUUUAAAAAUAUGGGAAAUACCUAUGUUUGCGAAUAACAAAAUGAUGAUGUCCAGUCGUUUUUGGUUGUGUGUAUUUAUUUUCAUUUAAGAAUAUCUAUCACAUUUUGCUGUUCAUAUAAAUUAAAAUAUGAAUACGUAGGUGCUUACCUACAUACUUUUAUUUUUACACUAGAUAAGUAUUUCAAUAUAUAUAUUAAGAAAAAAGGAUUAAGGUAUUGUGCGUAUUAUGUAGGUACAUACAAUUUCUGAUAAUAUUUAUUUUAAAAAUAAGCUCAACAUAGCGACCCAGGUAGUUACUAUAUUUAAUAUUCAUUAACCAUAAAUUAGUUUUAUUAGAAUAAUAUAAAUAGGUAUUUCCAAAAUAAAUUGUAGAUAAUUCUUAGUUAUCAAAGAGAUAAUGUUAAUUGUCAUUUAUGAAUAUUAUGAAUUCUAUAUUAAGUACUUAAUGUUUAAUAUUAUUAUAACAAUAUAUUUAGUAUACAGAAUUUAUAGACGAACGUACUCAAUAAUAGUAUAACACUAUAUGAUUUUAAUGUUGAGAUAUUAUAUCUGUGUGUCAAUAGUAUGUAUUCUACAUCAUUGUUUCCCAACUGGUAAUCCGUGUCAAUUGUAUGAGAUUACGAAAUCAAAAUUCAAUUUGAAGAAAAAAAGUUUAUUUUGUUUGAUAAUUUCUCUGCCUAUUUAAUUCAUUUAUUAAUUAUAUAACUUUAACUGCAAUUUUAGUUAGUUUUCAAAUUACCAGUGCCUUAAUUUAUUAUGUGAUAAAUUAGUAAUAUUUAAUACCUACUUAUAAUUUUGUAUAAAUUCAAUACAAAAUAUUUUGAUUUUAUAUUACGGUUGUAUUAGGUAAAUAUAAUAUUAUCCUAGUUUGUACUUCAUAUAAAGAUAGCUACUGAUUUUAAAAUAAUUAGUAAUUAUAAAUAGUUAGGUACCUACCUAAUUGUGGGAUUUUUUCUUAAAAUAAUAAUAAACAUACAAUAGUUUUGAACUGUAUUAUGAAAUUCAAAGUUUUACUAUCAAUUUCUUUCUAUAUAAAUAAUAAUAUGGGUAAUUUUACUUUUCAAAACUUAUAUUUAAGUAUUGAUAAAAAUCUUUUUGGGAAUUGCCAAUUUAAGGUUUUUUAUCACAAUAUAUCAAUUAUAAAUUUGGGAAUAUUAAUUUAUUAUUAAAAUAUGUGUCACUCUAUAGCUACUAGCACUAAGCCUAACAAAAAUACUAGUUUUUUAUAAAUAUUUAUUUAUAAUUAGCCAGGUUAGGUACUAAUAUCAUUUAUGGCGAUUUUCAAAACAAAUAAUUAUAAUAAUAGAUACUGUGGUACCUACCUUAUUUUAAACCUAUACAAUAUAUAAUAAAUAUAUUUUAAAUUGAGUACAAUUUUCGUAUCUUACAAAGGUGAUUGAAAAAGCAAAAAAAAAUAGACUCAAAAUUACACUUUUAAUUCCCUUAUUACAUUUAAAAAUAUAUUUACCUCUGGAAGAGGAGGUCAUAUAAUUCUACAGGUUGAGAGAACUUACGGUCCCUAGCAUAUACUGUUGGAAAGUCCGGGUGGGUGAUUCCAGUAGACAUAUGGUAUUGUUUCUGUAGACGAAAGAAUUGACUUGUAUAAUUGACAAUAUCAUUUUCCCUGUGGGAGGCGAUCAGAAUACUACCACAGUACCUGUCUUUAAGAGAUGACACAUGAGACUUAGUUGACAGCCCGUGUGAAAUACUAUCAAACAGUAUGAGGAGUUCUAAAGGAGACUUUGGCUGAUUCUCCUAAUAAAAAUAUAUAUAUUGAAGGUUAGGUUAGAUUUUUUUGUUUAAUUUAUCUAACUUUUGUUUAAGUAUCUAUGUCUUGUUUAUUAUGUAGUUAUGCAAUGAAUGACUAAAUAUUAUGUUUAAUAAUUUAUUUAUUUAUUUAUACGAAAUAAACUCAAGUUUACAAGAUAUGCAUUUAUCAAUAUCAGAAAUUGAAUAAUUAGUUAAAUGUUAGUACUUAUUUUAAACUUAAUCAAUAACUUAUAUUGAGAAAAAAAAUAAAUAAUGGCAAUCGGGCAUAUAAUAUAUAACAAAUAUAAGUUAUAGUAAUAUAGGUAGAUAGUAUUGAUAGUCUGUAUUAUUUAAUUCAUAUACUUAACAUUUAUUAUUAAUAUAGACCUAUACUUUAUAAUAUCUCUUUUAUUUAAAUUUUUAGGAAAGGAUAAAAUGGUGUUAGUGGUCGGGGCUCGCGGUCCUGGGCACGGAUGGCGGCCCCAAUGAGAGAGGAGCUGGGUGGGGCGGUGGCGGCGUCCACAGAUAGUGUUGGAAGUGGCAAUGGCAACAACAACAAUGCGAGCAGUAAUGCAAAUUUUGAGUACGACGAUAAUGAAUGGGAUAUCGGUAUAGGUGAUUUAAUUAUCGACUUAGACGCUGACAUUGAAAAAACCGGUUCAACAUCGACCACAUCAACUAGUGAAGCCCUUGGUGUUACCAAUAGUGCGGCGACAACGGUUGGUUUAACGGCUGGUAGUGGAGCCAUGUCAGGAGCAGCUGCCACUGCACCUACAGCCACUACAGCUGGCAGCAAUAAAGCUACUGUUGAGCAUUCAGCUACUGUUGAUAAAGGAUUAAAAAUGAAAAUCAAACGAACAAAGACAGGAACUAAGAGCUUUGAAGCUAAACAUGAAAUCGUCAAACCUGGCGAACAAAAUGGGUCUUUAGCUUCCACUCAAUCUCAGUCAAGUGGCAGCGCCUCUUCAAAUGACUCAUCUGGAUCUUCUGUCGAAUCUAAACAAACUGGUAAGUCAAUUUUUUCAAAACUUCAAUAACCAUUUAAAAUUUGAGUUAAAUAUAUAAAAUAAUUUUGGUUUAGGUAAACAUUCCAGUACAUCUAGUACCAUUUGUACUACUCCUUCAACUACUACUACUUCGACUGUAAGUUCUGUAAAACGUGGAUCUAGCAGUCAUCGGAGAGAUAAAACUAAAGAUAAACAACAUAGUUCAUCUACAAGUGGUGAUAAGUGUCAUAAAGUAAAUUCUAGUUUGUCUUCUGAGCUAAAUGGUCGAGGUCCUGUUAGUCAAUCAGCUCCUAGAACCAGCACUUUCCCAGCUUUAUCAAGCAAUACACAGUCACCUAAUGUACCUGGUCCUGGACCACCAGUUGGAGAAGCAGGAACCUCUACUUCUUCAAGUGUAGCUAAUGGUCCAGAACAAAACUUAUCACCCCCAGUAGUUCCAUUGGAAAAUACCCAAACUACUACAAAGUCUUCUACGGCAUUGUCUACCUUAGCAAAACCACAACAAUCUACCUCCCCACCCCCGACAAACAAAGUAAAGACUGCUAAUAGUUCGACUUCUGCUUCCCUAAUGGAACAAAAGGUAUAUAUAUAUAUAUGUAUAUAUAUAUUAUAUAUAUAAUAUAUAUAUAUAUGUAUAUAUAUAUUAUAUAUAUAAUAUAUUACAAGUUUUGUUAUCUUUGUUUGUUUUAUAGGAAUAGUUGUUUAUAAUUUAACUCUUGUUCAUAAAUAAAACUAUUAUAAAAAUGAUUAUAAUUUUAAGUUUAAAGUAAUUUUAUAAUUUUGUUUCUGAUAUUUAUCAUUGUAAGGAAUAAUGAUUCAUUACAAAAGUUACAUUUGAUUAACUGCUUAUAGAAAAUUAAUAAUUUUAUUUAUUUUAUAUUUUCUUUUUAAUAUUUAGGGGACAGGGCAGGGGUCCCACAAGGAUUCGAUAAAUGCAAUAACUUUUGUUCUAUUCAAUAUUUUUGAUAUACAUUUUUUUUUUUUUUAAUAAUUAGUAUGCCUUAUUGUUACAGUUUAUAUAUGAACAUUUUUUUUUAUGGUGAGGGAGAUUUAAAAUAAACAAAUUUUAAAUUUUACUAUAAUUUUUUUAAAAAGAACAUCAAAAUAGCCAUUUUGUAAAAUAGAUAUUCAGAAUAUUAUUAGAGGUUGAAAUUUUUGUAAAAGAAUGAUCUUUUAUUUUCUAUAAUUUUUUAAAGUUUUUACAAAUGUGAAUAUUACCUAUUGUGGUUAUUCAGUUAUCAGUAAUUAGUCGAGAUUUUGUUUUCCAUGAGUUAAUAUGUAAAUGUUUUAGUUAUUAGGUAGUUUCAAUCAAUCAAUAAUGGUAAUUUAUGUUGAAAAAUUCAUAGAAAAUAAAAGACUAUACUUCAACCAAAGUUUCAAUCACCAAAUAUUUUCUAAAAAUUAUUUUACAAAAUGGCUAUUUUGAAAUUUUUUAAAAAAAUAAUACCAAAAUUUUAAAUCCCUCUCUCCUAAAAAAAAAUGUUCAUAUAAAAACUGUAGCAUUGAAGCAUAUUAAUUAUUUAAAACAAAUGUAUAUCAAAAAUAUUGAAAAGAACAAAAGUUAUUACAUUUGUCGAAUCCUCAGGAGACACUAUAGUGUAUUAUUAUAUAAAUAAUAAUACACUGUAUAGUAUAUUAUUAUAGUGAAUCUGAUAUUUUUAUUCUUGAUUUGAAAAUUUCCAGGAAACAGCUGAUGCCUGUGUUGGUACCAGUAUAAGUAUUGGAACUGUUACAGAACCUGAUUGUUUUGGCCCAUGUGAACCUGGAACACAUGUAAAUUUAGAGGGUAUCGUAUGGAAUGAAAUUGAAGGUAUAUUAAAUAAAGUAAAAUAAGGAUUUGGCAUUUUUUUUUUUUUUUUUUUUAAUUUGAAACAAAGGUAAAGUUUUGAAAGUCAAAAUUAUGUACAAUUGUAAUUAUUGUAGGUGUUCUCGUUGUAAAUGUUACAUGGAGAGGAAAAACAUAUAUAGGAACAUUGUUAGACUGUACUAGACAUGAUUGGGCUCCACCUCGGUAAUUUUGAAAUUAACUAAUAUUUAUUAUGAUUUUAAUUUUAAAUGUAUAUAAAUGUCAUAUUCAGAUUUUCUGAAGCAUCUGCUGGAGAACCAGAAUGUCGAUUACCACAGAAGGGGCGUGGUAAAAGAGGCCGUGCUAGUUUAACUGCUAGUCCUAGUAAUGAUUUGGUAAAUUUUACUGAAACCAGAUCUUCAGUUCAUAGUAAACUUCGAAGUAAUGGAACAAAUAAAUGUAAUAGCAGUAACAAUUCAAGUCGAAGAGGCACAUCAUCACCUACUCCAACAUCAUUUGUUCCACCACGUUCUGAUUCAACAAGCUCUAAUAAAAGAAAGAAACCACCAGGUUCUGAAGAUGAAGCUUCUGUAAAAAAAAUAAAAGCAGAGCCAGCAAGUCCGCCGCCUAUGUCACCUACUAUGUUAGAAUGUCCUGAACCAAAUUGUUCUAAAAAGUAUAAAAAUGCUAAUGGCUUAAGAUAUCAUCAGUCCCAUGCACACGGUGCUGCUUUGGAUGAUGAAGAUGCAGACACUAAAGAAUCAGGUGGAGCAAGCACGUCUGAAAAUGAAGAUGACACUAGUCCUGCUUCAUUGAAUAAUUCAAGUAUUCAAGAAAACCUAAAAGAAGACCAACCUACUACCAAUAUCCAACCUAUUAUUGAACAGCCACAACCUUCUACAACUCCACCAGUAACCGAAUCAGAUCCCCCAGCACCAUUACAGUCACCCCCUCUUUUGGUUGCUAAACCAAGUGUUCUGCGUUUUGGCCUUUCUGGGAAUGAAGAAACCAAUAGUGUUACUUCUUCUUCAACUGCACCUAAAACAGUUCUAACAGUUCCUGUUGUUCAGCCAGCUCCAACUCCCCCACCAUUGUUACAGCCAGCUACUCCAUUGCAAAUAAUUGCUCCUACUUCGCAGUCGCCUCAACCUCAACCUCCAAUUUUACAUGUACAAAGUCCAGCAUCACAACAGUUACCUACACCUCCACAAAUUCAACCUUUAGCAUUAAACCAACCACAAGUCCAAAAAGUACCACAGUUCAAAGUAAAACCAGCUUCUGCUUUAAUGCCAGCUGAAGAUACUAUAAAAAUCAAUAAAGAUAACAAAAAUAAAACCACUACAUCUUCACAUAAAAAGAAAAAUCGUAAAUCACCAGCUAGCAGUCCUAGACCUUUUUCUCUUGAUCAGCCGCAGUUUGAUAGUUCUAACUGUAGCCGUGAAGAUGUUCAAAGUCCAGCAUAUUCUGAUAUCUCUGAUGAUACUGCACCAAUUCUUGAAGUUGAAAUGAAUGAUAAUGUAAAUAAACAAAAAUUAUCAGCCACUGAUAAAAAGUCUGAACCUAAUACAGCUCAUUCUCCUCAUCCAAUUCAGCCAUAUAAUAUUUACCCUUCUUAUUAUGGUCAACCACCUUAUUUAAUUUCUUCGGUACAACCAAAUGAGACAGCUAAACAAAUAAAAGAAGGUGAAAAAAUUAAUCAACAUUCACAAGAUUUGAAAAUGUCAUCUGGGGAUAAAGAUAUUAAAAAAGAUGUACAAUCAAAUCAAGCACCUGAUUAUCAGCAACAAAAGCUUUUACAACAGUAUUUUACUUAUGAUGCUUUUGUUCAAAAUUAUCCUUAUAAUAUCGGACAAGGAUAUCCAAUGUCAAUGGUCCAAGAUAAAGAAAUAAAGGUUGAAGAUAAAAAUCAUCAACCUACUAUGGCUGGUUCUUUGAGUGUUCCCCAGCCAAAAAUAAAAUCUGAUCAAAUAAUACCAAAGGAAAAGCCUUCCCAUCAAAAUGAACAUCAUCAAAUUAUGAAAGAAAGCAUUGAAAUGAAGUCACAAAUGAAUUCAGCUUACAUGUUUUCUCGGCAACAACAACAGCAACAACAGCAGCAACAACAACAACAUCAACAACACCAACAACAACAACAACAACAACAACAACAGCAGCAGCAAGACGAUGUAAGACGUUAUUAUGUUUAUCCAGAUCAGAGACGUAAAGAUCACAGCUCUGUAGAUCACUCGCAUACAAAAUCUAAUACACAAAGUACCCCAACCAAGCAUUCAAUGGCAGCCAACUCAAUACAUAAACAUAAAGAAAAACAUGAUGAUAAAAAAGAUGAAAAAAUGUGUAAAAGUUCUUCUCAUUUAUCAGAAGGAGUUAAACCUACAAUGGAAACGCAAGGCCCUCCUCCACCUCCUACAUCUUCAUAUGCAUAUAUACAUCCAGGAUAUAUGCAACCUCCUCAUUUUGCUGGCGCUUUAGCAUUUGAUCCCAUGUAUAGAAGUGCAAUGAAUCCAAUGUUAGUGCCAGGACCAUAUGGUAAUACUCCGCCACCAUCUUAUUUACACCCUCAAUUACAUGCACAAAUGCAACGGUAUCAUGCACCUGAAGAUCUCUCUCGACCAGCUGUUUCUACACAAUCAACAACUCCUUCUCAACCUCCAUCUGGGCCUAAGGCGGCUCUUGAUCUCUUACAACAUCACGCUAGUCAAUUUUAUUCUUCACAUAAAAUACAUGAAUUACAAGAACGUGCCAUUAAAUCUCCAACACCGAAACCAAAUGCACAAUCUGGUCUUACACCAGCUCAAUCACCAGGCACAAGACAAUCUCCUUCUUUAACCUCAACUGGCAUUGUACCGUCCACCGCUGAACGAACUACUUCUACUGGUCCUCCUUCAUCUACUCAAUCUACUGGUAAAUCUGGAUCAACUGGUGACCCAAAAGACUGUCGUUCGCCACCUCCUCAAAGACAUGUACAUACACACCAUCAUACACAUGUAGGUCUUGGAUAUCCAUUAUAUCCAGCACCUUAUACAGGAAAACCUUUAUAAUUAUAUGAGACUGGUUCUCUCUAAUGCGAUAAAUUAUAAUAUUUUGUAUUGUUAUAUCGUAAGAAAAUUAUUAAUUUUAUUAAUUUCACCCUUUUUUUGAUCUUUAAUAAGAUAACAUUUAAAUAUCCUAUUUGAAUUGUAUUUUUUUUUUAAAAAACUACUGUUUAAAUUACUGUUUUGCCUAAUUUGUUGAGUCCUUAUGGCUACUGGUUAAUGUAUUCUUCAGUUUAAAUGUAAAACAUUUUGCAUUAGAAGCAUACAAAUUUCUAUGCUUGAUGAUGUGUGCUUCCUUCUAGGUUUAAGGUUAACUCUAAGACAUGAUAAUGCCAUUAAACAGUAGCGUCCUUCUAUUGAUUUGUAUUUACACUUAAAUCAAAUUUUAAUUAUUUUUAUUAUCAAUUGAAUUAUGUUAACAAAAUUAUACACAAACCUACAACAAGAUUGUUAGAAGUUUGUUACAUCCAUACAUUACAUUUUAUAAUAUUUAUGUAAAUUGUGUUUCUGUAUGGACAAGUCUGAUCAAAGCUAAUGAAAUCUUAUUUUAGUUCAUUAGCUAAUCAUUUAAUUUUACUAUUAUUUUUAUUUUUAUUAAUAUUAUUUUCAUUAUUGAUUAUUAUAACUAUUAUUAUUAUUAUUAUUAUUAUUAUUAUUAUUAUUUUUAUUUUUAUAACAAUUAUAAUUUUUGUAAUAUUUAAAUUUAAAAAAAAAAAAAAAAAAUUGGGGAAAUGGUAAUCCACUGAUAGCCACAAAUAAUGCAACUAUUUUUAUUAUCAUUUGGUUUAUAUAUAUAUAUAUAUAUAUAUAUAUAUUAAUUUCUUCUACUUUAAAUUGAAUUUUGUUUAACAGUUUUCCAAUAUAUUUUUUUUUUUACUUAAUUACAAGGCUGUGAUAUCAAAUCAAGGUGAAAGAUUUGGUUUUAAAGUCUUUAGGGUCUACACGUUCUUAGAAAACUUAUUAUUUUUUUGUAAAUUGAUUUGUAAAUGUAUGCAAAUAUGUAUUUAUUUAUUCAACUUGUAAUCGUUUUAAUCAUUUUAUUGAUUUGAAUAAGGUACAUUUUAUAUGACAAUUGGUUAAGUGUAAAUAAAUCGAGAUGUGAAGAGUAAAUCACACAUUGUAAAAAUAAUAGGCUUUAUAAGUAUAGGCAAUCUUUAUAAAUGAUGAUAUUUUAUUUAUUAUAAAUACAUAUUUUAAAUGUAAAUAUUUUAUGUGGGAUUUUUGUACUUUAUAGUUGGAAAAUAUAUUUUAGUAUUUUUUGAUUAUUAGGUGAAUAAAUUUAUAUUAUUAUUACUGUACACUUAAUAUAUAGAAACCUAAUUAGUAUAUUUUUUUUAAUUACUUAUUAUUAAAAACUACAACAAUGUUGCUUUUUGUUUGUUGGUGGUAAAAGACUACACAUUGAAAAAGUAAAGAAAAAAUUUAUUUUAGAGAAUGACUUAAAUUAUUUUAUUCAGUAUUUACCUAACCAAUUCAAGUUGAGUUUUUUAAAGUAAAGAUCUUUAAAACAACUGUAUUAUCUGUAAUUAUUUACUGAAGUUUUAAUUGAGUUCAUAAAUUCAUGUUAAUAAUUUUUAUUUAUCUUGUUUUCUAACAAUAAGAAAUUCAACAUUUUUUUU
Cinara cedri is the source of this 10186-nucleotide messenger RNA. The record is from the annotation of a GenBank genome assembly. Lineage: Eukaryota; Metazoa; Arthropoda; Insecta; Hemiptera; Aphididae.